Strongylus vulgaris is the source of this 246-nucleotide messenger RNA. The record is from the annotation of a GenBank genome assembly. Lineage: Eukaryota; Metazoa; Nematoda; Chromadorea; Rhabditida; Strongylidae.
AUGCCAGCCCCAUCGUCUGGCUUCAAGUGGUUCGCUGAUACACUGAGAUUAGAGGAGCUUUUGACCACUUGUGACUGGCCCAUCAAGAAGGACCCAACGAAGGACUACGACCUGCUUCUCAGAGGACUGAGGGCCUGUGGUGAAAGUGCCAAUGCCUCGAACAAGGAACUUGGUACGAAUUUCGAAAGCCACCAUCUGCUCGAGAAAGACAGCACUGAGGCUGGAUCCGACUGCAUCACAUCUUGA